AAUGUGUAGCGGUGUGGUUUUCGUUUGAAGCGGACUUGUAUGAGUGCAUUGUAAACGGAAAGUUAAAUCUGCAUUUUAUUUGGGAUAAAAGAAUAAUAAACUAGAAGGUGUAAUAAAACACGGAUAACUAAAAAUACACAAAGAAAAGAUACUCUAAGGAUAUCACAGGAUAAUCACUACUAAUCAACAUGUCGGCUAAGACAGCAACACAACAACCGCGACGUGCACCACUUUCGCUCUCUGGCGGUAAGCAGCACAAUCAAAAUAGUGGCAAAUCUGCAGACUCCAACGUUAAUUCAAGUAAUGGCGCUAGUGCUAAAAAUGAUAAGCAUUCUGCUAGUCAGAAGGUCGAGCCUACUAUUAACGAUACAAAAGAAGUGAAGAAAUCUCAGCAUACAGAAAAGAAGCAGCCGCAGCAGCAGCAAUCCGUUAACAAUGAGACUGUAAAGAAAAAUGAAAAAGUAGACGAAAAGAAAUCUCAAAAUGGCACCGGCAAAGAUUCCACUAAUGGUGGUGAAAAGGAAAAACAACAGAAUGGCGCUGAUAAACAAGAAAAUGGUAAUGCUAAUGGCACCAAUGCCAAGUCGGGCAAUACAAAUUCGAACAGUAAUGCAGCCGCCAAGUCGACUACAAAGUCAAAUGAGAAAACUGCUACGCCGGUCGUGAAAGAAGAUGUAAAGGACUUGGAGAAAGAAAAAGAGAAGGAGAAAGAAAAGAAAAAAGAGAAUGGACAGGAAAAGGUUAUCGAGAAAAUCGAAAAAGAAACGAGAUCCCGUCGCCAUGACACGGCUGCAGCCGAGGCUGAGAAAAAGCAAACAGAGAAGACCGAACCUAACAAAAGCGAUGAAACAAAAACUGAAGUGGCAACACCAACUUCCCGUUCAAGUGCUGCUCAGGCCAAGUCGAGCGCUACACCGACAAAAGGUGUGAACAGAUCAUCUGGAGCCAACACACCCACAAAAGCAGUGGAAAAAUCGAGUGCUUCGCUGCGAACCAAGACUGUUACCACUGUCAUAGACGAUGCCGAGAUGGAAUCGCUCGCCGUAGAGUCGUCACCAGUAAAACCACAGAAGAACUCGGUUUCCACAGCAGCUGCUCCUACUGUUGUCUCCCAAUUACAACCACCCGUCGCCACUUCGACUCCAGGCAAGAUUUUACAAUCAACACAAAAGGUGAAAUUGCAAACUCCCGCUGCCAAGUCAGAGAUCCCAAUAAAUAUACAGAAUACUGGCAGUUUACCGGAUCGCAACAAUGCGCCACGCACCUUCACACAGAUCGGUGGACGUCGCAGCAUACGUCCAAUAAACGAAUAUACGCCUUCGAAAUUCCAAAGCAACUCGCAAUUUCGUGAAUCUUAUCGUCGUAUUAAUACCGAAUUGGAUGUCAGUUCGACCACCAAUACCAGCAUGAAUGUCACAGUUGGAUCUGAGGUGCCGAAUAGCUCGUCCUUUUCGUUCUUCGGUCGUGGGCGCAAACGCGAUCGUACACCACCACAACAAUCACAAUCAACCAUAGAGAUGCAUACCGAUGCUGCUGACUAUUCGCCGCCAAAACGUGCACGCUUGGAUAUGUAUUCCUUCUUUAGUGUGGUCUCUUCGCCAAUAACAAUGCUGCGUUCGCGUCUUUCGAAAGCUACCAUACAAAGUAGUACGCCGAUGAAGUUAAGCUCCAAACUAGCAGACGAUGAUGAAGAGGCCGAGGUACAAAAUGUUUCCGGCAUUUCAAUCGAAGAACAGAUCGUCGAAGGCGCCGAAAGUGAGGAGAAGACUGCCACCGAAGAUGUGACGGUGGGCAAGAAAAGUGACGCUGAAACUGCGCCCAAGACAGAUUCGCCUAUGAAGGUUGACGAGAUAUGCGGCAUUGAGAAGGGUGAUGAAAUAGACUUAAAGGGGGGCAUUGAAGCAAAGUCCCUGGAUAUACACGAACUUCCAGCCGUCACAGCAGAUACUUCCGUAACCUCCGCUAAGAAUAGGAGAUGUAACGUCAUGUAAGGAGAGGAAAGUAAUGAAAUCAAGCGUAUUGUUUAUAAUAGUUACCAUAUUUUUCUUUAAAUGUAUCACUUUAAACGUACAUAUAUGUUCAAUCCUUCGAAAAGUUAAUUAAAAUAUUCUACUAUAUACGUACAUGCAUAUUUAUAAUUAUUACAUUCAGUAUGAAAUGUAUAUGUUUAAGUGCAGAAGACGUGUUUAGUUAUAUAAGAGUGUAUCGCAGUCCAAAAACAAAAAAAAAAAAACAUUGUUUAGUAAUACUUUCUUCUGUAUGCAAUUUAAUUAAAUGUUUAUGUAUAAUUUGGUAUUUGUGUAGAAAAUUACAAUUAUUUCUUAAAAACUAUGCCGUUGAAAAUGUUUCGUACUAAAAAUUAGUAAAGCAGUAUAAGGCAGAUAUCAAAUACUAAUUUGGAUAAACGAUUGUUGCUAGCUAAUAAUAUGUCUGUUCAUGUAAAAAUUAUGCAGUAACUGAAUUUCUGAGAAUGCUCUCGCAAAAAGAAAAAUAUCAAAAAAAAAGUACAUGAACGCAAAACCAGUAACAAUUUGCAAGUUUUAUGAACAGCUGAUUGAAUUGUUGGCUGGAAACAUCACCAAAAUUUAAAAUUUUUCAGUUGAGCUACCGCGUAUUAAAUUUGAAAAAGGAUAAAGCAAAUAAAAUGCAAAAUAACGAGCUUCGGAAUCACUUAAUUUUAUUUUCUCCACAAUAAUUUAUUUCAUUUAAUCAUCGCUGUCGGAUGCAAGACAUUCCAUUAGCAAUUGCAAUUCACAAAUUUUAAUUCGUGCUUAUUUUUACUUUACGAUCAACUGUUUUUCUCACUUGUUUUUCUUACAAGUAAAAAUUUAACCGGUAAAAACUUGCAACUUCCCUUCAAAAUGAAAUGUCAUUUUGUUCUCUCACUUUCCCCUACUUUGCAAGUCUAUUGGAUACAUGAACACCAAAACUUGAUAAUUUGUAACAAUUGUUAGAAAUUAUUUGCCUCAUGAGCAGAUAACAUGAAAGCGAUUAUUGUUGAAAUUGCCUUAUACUGCUCCAACAGAAAGAAUAUGACAUUUCGAGUUUGGUCACGAAUUUUAUUGUAACUGUCUUUGGCGGAAUUUGCAAGGUGAAUUCUUAGAAGGUGACUUCGCUAGAGCAGCAACAACACUUACAUGCAUUUUGCUUUUGUAAUUUGGUAGUCUGAUUGCCAAAAUUUCCAUGAGAAUGUCAACAAACUAAUAAGACAACAACAAAGAAGCGGGACACUCUAACCAGUAAAACGCAAGAAAAAACCAUCAAAUCUGCUAUAGCGAAAUCUUCUGUGGAUUCGCCUUGAUAGAGUUGCUUAAUGCUCGACCAAGAGCCAGUAUAUUGUUUUUUUAAUCGACUGCAAAUUUAUCUCAUAUAAUAAAUAUUAUUCUCUUAUGUUUUUUUUAUAUAUCACUUUUUGCUUAGAAAAACAUAAAAGAACAAAUAUUUAAAAGAAAAUUGGAAAUAAGCAUAUAAAAAAAAUUAUUUCGAAAUUUCCUGUUCGGUUUAUAGAUUAGAAUAAUUAAUUUUAGUCGAAGCUAAAAAUCAUAUCCCAAUUGAUUUCUUAUGAAACAAAUGAAUUAAAGAUACUUUAUCGCAUAAAUAUAUGCAGGUAUUUGUAAUACCUUACGAACUUUUAACUGUUUGUAAUUGUCAAAAGAUUUAUUUGUGCAUUAAUUUUGUUUGUAAAAUGUAAGGCCUGACUCAAAUGCGAGGGUCGAUCAACCACAACAUAUGCAUUAUAAUUUCAGCAUAUCUAAGUAUGUAAUAAAAUAAUUAUAAACACAUACGUAAUACAUAAUCAUAGUUUUAUGGCGAUUUUAAUCAGUAUCCGAUAUUCUUAAAAAUAAAGCAAAUUUUAUAACAAA
Anastrepha obliqua is the source of this 3863-nucleotide messenger RNA. RefSeq lists its product as uncharacterized. Lineage: Eukaryota; Metazoa; Arthropoda; Insecta; Diptera; Tephritidae. The coding region runs from base 189 to 1991 and encodes 600 amino acids. The transcript is spliced from 2 exons. The record is from RefSeq and is a predicted model, not a curated record.